GCAGGAACUGGAGUGCCAUGUCCCAGGCCACUCCUUAGUGUGAUGGUUUGGCCUUGACUGGAGAGGAGGGACACACUAUUACCUGCCCCCGCUUCCCAGAUUCCAAUGACAGAUGGAUCUCUCACUCUUUCCUGGGCUCACUCGCUCUCUGUAUUGUUUUUUUUCGACGUGUUUGAUCUGAAGUUCUGAAGCAUCUCAGAGGGGACCCAGGAGAGGACGAGGCGCGUGGAUGGUGUGAGCGGCAGGAGAGGCAGCUCUACCUUGUUCUUCCAAGUCACAUUGCGGUGUUGUGGGGAGGAAGGUGUGGAGGAGCCAUUCCUUCCAUCAAGAUUUGUUGGUGGUGGCUAAAUUUUGUUUUAUUUGAAAAGACAGCACAACAUUUUUUUCCUUCCCCAUUUGGACCUUUUCUGGUAGAUUGGGGGAGGCAGGAAGAAGUGGAUUUUGCUGUCCGCACUCUGCGCCUUGUGUUGGUGCAGAGGGAAACAAAAAUGUGGGUGAUAGCACCAGAUAGAACUGGGGUGUCUGUGUCCUCCUAUCGCUAAGCACCAAGCACUCAGGCCCUCUCCUCCCUUCACUUUAUUCUCUGGCAUCUUGGUUUCUUCUUGCCUGUAGUGGACGUUGCAUCCAACCAUGCCGUGCCUGGGAUUGUGGGUGUCUGCUUUGCUCUGUGUGUUUGUCCCUGGCAUGGUGCAUGGUGACUGCUGGCUGAUCGAGGGGGACAAGGGUUACGUGUGGCUGGCCAUCUGCAGCCAGAACCAGCCCCCUUACGAGACAAUCCCCCAGCACAUCAACAGCACGGUGCAUGACCUGCGUCUGAAUGAGAACAAGCUCAAGGUGGUGCUGUACUCCUCCCUCAACCGCUUUGGGAACCUGACUGACCUGAAUCUGACCAAGAACGAGAUCUCCUACAUUGAGGACGGGGCCUUCAUGGGUCAGUCCAACCUGCAGGUCCUGCAGCUGGGCUACAACAAGCUCACCAACCUGACGGAGGGCAUGUUGCGUGGUAUGGCCCGGCUUCAGUUCCUCUUUGUGCAGCACAACCUGAUUGAGCUGGUCACUCCCACUGCCUUCUCGGAGUGUCCCAGCCUGAUCAGCAUUGACCUGUCUUCUAACCGGCUCAGCCGGCUGGAAGGGAACACCUUCACCAGCCUGAGCAACCUUAUGGUGUGUGAGCUGGCUGGCAAUCCCUUCAACUGUGACUGCAGCCUCUACAGCUUUCUCAACUGGCUGGUGGUCUUCAACAACGUCACAAAGAACUAUGACCGACUGCAAUGCGAGACCCCGCGGGAGUUCGCUGGCUACCCACUCCUGGUGCCUCGACCCCACCACAACCGCAAUGCCAUCACCAUAUUCCAGUCCAUGUGCCGGGGCGGCACAAUUCCCUCUCUCUCAAGAGUCAACCCCACCCCCUACACGCCUGACUCCCAGAGAGACCUGGAUGAGUCCUCAGGGUUCAACCAUGGGGACUUCCUGUCAGUGGAACCCCCAGCUUCUUCUACCACUGACUCCUCCUUCAAUCCCAGCAUCAAGGUCCACCAUGUGACCAUCACCUCAGCCACCUUGUUGGUGACCAUCCCCUCGCCCUACAGCAAGUUGUACGUUCUGACGCAAUAUAAUAACAGCUAUGUUGCUGAUGUCAGGACCCUGAAAUUCAAGAAGGAGUAUGUCGUCCUCAAAGAUCUGAAGACCCACACAGACUACACUUUCUGCGUGGCCUCCAUCCGCAACUCCAAGCGCUACAACCACACCUGUGUGUCCUUUACUACCAGGAGCAAGGGGAGGGAGGAUCCCAUUCCCAAUACCUCUACCACCACUCACUACAUCAUGACCAUCCUGGGCUGCCUCUUUGGGAUGGUCAUUGUCCUGGGAGUGGUCUACUACUGCCUGAGGAAGCGGAGGAUGCAGGAGGAGAAGCAGAAGUCCCUCAAUGUGAAGAAGACCAUUCUGGAGAUGCGUUAUGGCUCAGACAUUGACACCAGCUCCAUUGUCCACCCUUCACAGAAGCUGGGUGAGCCACCAGUCAUUCCCAUCUCACGGAUGUCCUCCAUCCCUUCCAUGAUUGGAGAGAAGAUGCCCCCAUCCAAGUCAAUGGAUGCUGGGAUGGAAACCCCAAAGGUCACUACCAAAGGCAACUACAUUGAGGUGCGAACAGGUGGUGGGGAUGGGCUGGAGAGAACUCAGCGAGAUGAUGACCUGCGGGAACUUGACAAUGGCCAGGGCUCAGCAGCUGAGGUCUCCACCAUUGCCAAGGAAGUGGACAAGGUCAACCAAAUCAUCAACAACUGCAUUGAUGCCCUCAAGCUGGACACAGCCUCCUUCCUGGGAGGAGGGGGUGGCGUUGAUUCAGACAUGGCAUUCGAGUGUCAGUCCAUCCCCACCAGCUCCUCCGGCGGGCUGGAGCGGCCCAGCUUCCUCUCACCGCCCUACAAGGAGAGCUCCCACCACCCCCUGCAGCGCCAGCUGAGUGCAGAUGCUGCAGUGGCCAGGAAAACCUGCAGUGUCUCAUCCAGUGGCUCCAUCAAGAGCGCCAAGGUCUUCAGCCUGGAUGUGCCCGAUCACCCACCGCUGAGCAAGUCAGACUCAAAAUACAUUGAGAAAGGCAGCCCACUCAACAGCCCCCUGGAUCGUCUUCCCCUGGUGUCCCCAGGUGCCAUCCACCACUUGGAGGUAAAACCUUCUUACCACUGCAGUGAACAUCGGCACUCCUUCCCAGCCCUUUACUAUGAGGAGAGCGCAGACACCCUGAGCCAGCGGGUGUCCUUCCUUAAGCCGCUCUCCCGUUCCAAGCGGGACUCCACGUACUCUCAGCUCUCCCCCAGACACUACUUCUCAGGCUACUCCUCCAGCCCUGAGUAUUCAUCAGAGAGCACUCACAAGAUUUGGGAGCGUUUCCGGCCUUACAAGAAGCACCACCGGGAGGAAGUUUAUAUGGCGGCCGGCCACGCCCUGCGGAAGAAAGUCCAGUUUGCCAAGGAUGAGGAUCUGCACGACAUCCUGGAUUACUGGAAAGGCGUCUCCGCUCAGCAGAAGUUGUGACUCUGUCUUUACAAGGAAAAAUAAAAAGGACUCCCCAACAACCACAAGAAAGAACCACUUGACUGUGAAUCAAAGAACCAACAAAUGCUCCCGACAAAAAUGAACCGAAAACCAUUUCUUAAAAGUUUACAAAAAACAAACAAACUCCACCCCCAACUGAAAUGAAUUGUUUCUACUGUGUUACGGGGACCAUUGUUACUGCUGCAGGUGGUUGGGAGGAGCUGCCUGCUUUGACACUGUGGUAAUGUCGCCAUGCGUUGGGGUUAGCUGCGGUCCAGGACAUGGAGGGGCAAGAGGGAUAAGCAGUGAGGAGAGCAGGGAAGGAUGCUAACUAGGUGUAGACUAAAACACUAACCAUUACUUUUCUGUUCCUAUUGCUCCUUUGUUCCAGAAUAGUUUCAUUUUAGGGGGGGAAUCCUGACUGCUCCCCAAAAGGGGUAAUGGCGAUUCCUACCCCUAUCCCCCAGGCAUUCCCAUCAAGAGGAAAUUGGGGAUGUCCCCAUCCCGCUCAGGAUGGCAGUCCAAGUCACUGGAAGCUAAAUUGUUUUUUUUACAGGGGCAAUGUUGUGAAGACCUGCCCCAGUCUUGUGGGGUUUGUACAGAAACCAGAGUGUAAGAGGAGGAUCUCUCCUCAUGUCCUCUGUCCCCCCACACUCUGUCAAGAUUCCCUAGGUUGGAGUCAGGCUUUGUGGCUGGUGGCUGCAUCAGCCUCUAAUCUUCCUUGGGGUACAUGGCCCAGGGAACUCCUUUCCC
Alligator sinensis (Chinese alligator) is the source of this 3789-nucleotide messenger RNA. RefSeq names its product extracellular leucine rich repeat and fibronectin type III domain containing 2 (gene ELFN2). Lineage: Eukaryota; Metazoa; Chordata; Crocodylia; Alligatoridae. The record is from RefSeq and is a predicted model, not a curated record. Gene Ontology annotation, cellular component: plasma membrane. Bases 631 to 3036 code for a protein of 801 amino acids. The transcript has 2 exons. Gene Ontology annotation, molecular function: protein binding.